UGAGAGCAGCCGAAGAUGGCGGCGCCGCCUCAGCCACAGGCGCCGCCGCCUCAGCCACAGGCGCCCACGCAGCCGUCACUGCCGCUGCCGCUGGGCCAGGUGGGGCCUUCCGCCGCAGCCGGGGCGGCGGCGGGAGGGCAGCAGGCCGCGGCGGGAGCGCCCCAGCUGGCCGCGGGCCCGGCACCCUCGGGCAUGCAGGUGGCCGCGCAGGCGCAGGACUUCGACCCGGUGCAGCGCUUCCGCCUCCUGCUGCCGCAGCUGAAGGAGAGCCUGCAGAACCUGAUGAAGUUGGCUGCUCAGAACUUCGUCCAGAACACCAACAUCGACAGCGGGCAGAAAAUUAGUGAAGUUCCAGUGCAGAGGGUAGACAAAAACCUUGAAGAAUUUUACGCCCUGUGUGACCAGCUGGAACUGUGCCUGCGCCUGGCCUACGAGUGCCUUUCCCAGAGCUUCGACAGCGCUAAGCACUCGCCCACCCUCGUGCCAACAGCCACCAAGCCCGACGCAGUCCAGGCAGAGAGUCUGCCUUACACCCAGUACCUCGGCAUGAUCAAGUCCCAGAUCUCAUGUGCCAAGGACAUCCACAACGCCCUCCUUGAGUGCUCCAACAAGAUCACGGGCAAGAUGCCCUCUCAGGGGGCCCUGUAGCCCGAGGGGCUCUCAGAACGCUCCUGGAUUCCGACCUGCUAGUGGAGGAGCCAGACGGGUAGGAAGGGGGCAGAGCCAGAGUCUGGGGUUCCAGUCUUGCCUUUGGUUCAUCUCUGUCUCGCUUUUCAGCCUUGGGGCCUACGCUGGGCGGUGUUCAGAUUCCUGAUGGGGUUUGCAGCAGCCACCGAGCAGUGAUAAUUCUGCCAACCGCAGGUCGCAGAGCUCUCCUGGAGCUGGCUGGCCAGUUUUUCCUAUUUCUGUUUUCAUUUUGGAGAAAGCAUCGUGAGGCCUGCCCCACAACAAUGACUCCCACACUGCUGGUGGUUUCAGAACUGGUUAUUUAAGAGAUCACUUAUCCCACAGGGGCUUCGGGCAGGUAGAGAAGGGCCAGAUGUCUUUCUUCUUAAUUUCCUGAAGGCGGAUCUGGGCACGAAUACAGAAUGCAGUGUUCUGUGGACCUUUGUUAUCAAAUGCGUGUCUGUAAAAAGACGGUUGCUCUGGGCUGAUGAGUAGGCUCCUAGAAGCGUAUCUUUCUUCGCUCACCUUUCUGUUAUACUUGAUAGAAGGCACUGCAACACAAUAAAAUCUGCCUAAUGAAUUUA
Molecule: messenger RNA, 1250 nt
Organism: Candoia aspera
Lineage: Eukaryota; Metazoa; Chordata; Lepidosauria; Squamata; Candoiidae
Gene: MED29
Product: mediator complex subunit 29
Exons: 4
Coding region: 16-648 (210 amino acids)
Biological process (GO): regulation of transcription by RNA polymerase II
Cellular component (GO): mediator complex
Molecular function (GO): transcription factor binding; transcription coregulator activity
Source: RefSeq, a predicted model, not a curated record